AUGACUUCCGCACCCACGAGUAGCAAGGGCUCUGGCUCGGGUGUUGAUGGCAUCCUGAACAAGCUUUUCAGCAAUGUCCAAGCCAGCAGAUCCAAGGCUCAGCAUCAUUGCGGGUGCGAAUUUUCCCUAUCUCCGUCUCUGCAGGAGUGGGAGACCGUUAUUUGCAAAAGGGAAGUCGCGUACCUAGAUAUAUUGGGCAGCCGGAAUCCGGAAUGGGGCGACAGACAUAGCGUUUAUUUCGUACUCGAUAAGAAAACGGGCGACCGCAUGUCGGUAGUGCACCUCCGGAUCUCAGCGACAGACGCCCAGCACCACUAUGAGGCACUUUCGGGCCACCUGCGCACAAGCUACAUGGCACGGUUCAAGUUCGACCUCAUUAGCGAGGACCAGCAUUCUAAAGACGUGGCUGCCUCGGUGCUGAAAUACCAAAUCCCAAACACCGACAUCAAAGGCCAAUUUGGGGAUAUGCUCGCGGUGCUGUGCGCGGGCCGCCCGACCCCUUGCUUCUACUACGCACUGGACGAGCAGCACUGGGGCGUGGUCAAGUGGAUCGGGACCAUGAUCGGAUUGUUCAACCAGCCCAAAAACCCCUUGUCCAUGGAACCAUCACUCUCCGACGCGGCCAUCACUGCAUUCAUCAAAAGUCCGAACCACAGGUCGGCCGCCUUGUCCGUCUUGGAGGCUUCCGAGAUACUAGUGGCCGAGAUGGCCUCGAAGGAAACCCAACUUUACAAGAUACACCUGAAGAUUGAGGCGACAAACCACCUGCACAAUUUUCGCGACCGAGACAGCCCAGGGGUCUACAUGGCGCGAUUCACGUUCAGCCUCAUCAGCAAGAACCAGCGCGUAGAUCACAUCAGUACUGCCUAA
Lasiosphaeria miniovina is the source of this 870-nucleotide messenger RNA. RefSeq lists its product as uncharacterized. Bases 1 to 870 code for a protein of 289 amino acids. The transcript is spliced from 2 exons. Lineage: Eukaryota; Fungi; Ascomycota; Sordariomycetes; Sordariales; Lasiosphaeriaceae. The record is from RefSeq and is a predicted model, not a curated record.